CAGGAGGUGGGGGUGGGAGGAGAUGGGGCCAACCAAAGGAGGGAGGGCGGCGAGGGGGGCCGGGGACCGGGAAGAGGCUGACAGCCCAGGAGAAGUUGCUGCGGGAAGGCAGGAGAGACCCCGAGGCACCAGAGAGGACCGAGUGACGGAGGUGAAGUCAUGUGGCGGCUGCUGACCCUGCUGGCCGUGGGGCUGGGCGCCGUGGGCUUGGGCAGGGCGGAGCUCUCGGCCGCCCAGCAGCAGGGCCUGCAGGUGGCCCUGGAGGAAUUCCACAAGCACCCGCGCGUGCAGUGGGCCUUCCAGAAGACCAGUGUGGACAGCGCCACCGACACGCCCUACCCGGCGGGGACCUUUGUGAGGCUGGAAUUUAAGCUCCAGCAGACGAGCUGCUGGAAGAAGGACUGGAAGAAGCCCGGGUGCAAGGUCAAGCCCAUCGGGAGGAAGCGGACAUGCCUGGCCUGCGUCAAGCUGGACCAUGAGUUUAAAGUCCUGGGCCGGAUGGUCCACUGCCCCAUGGAGAUGCAGGUUCAGCGGGAGUCCAAGGAGCACCAGGAGGCCCAGUGCAGCAGGGUGGAGCACAUCGGCGAGGACCCCCACAGCUUCUACUUCCCGGGGCAGUUUGCCUUCCUCAAGGCCUCCCCCCCCAGCUGAGGCCCUGACCGCGCUUCAUCCUGCUUUCUGCACAGCGGUGGGAGGUAGCCAGUGAAAGCCAGCCCUCCCUCCCUGCGCCCUGGGAGGGCGAUCCCCUGACCCCUGAGCUAAUAAACUGCUCUCAGAACCAUGCUCUC
Phyllostomus discolor (pale spear-nosed bat) is the source of this 788-nucleotide messenger RNA. It is a transcript of the gene RARRES2, whose product is annotated as retinoic acid receptor responder 2. The record is from RefSeq and is a predicted model, not a curated record. Gene Ontology annotation, molecular function: signaling receptor binding. Bases 160 to 651 code for a protein of 163 amino acids. Gene Ontology annotation, biological process: regulation of lipid catabolic process; inflammatory response. The transcript is spliced from 6 exons. Lineage: Eukaryota; Metazoa; Chordata; Mammalia; Chiroptera; Phyllostomidae.